AUGCCCGAAAUCAUCGACGACAAAUCCCAACACUGCAUCCCGUUCCUACUGGAACGCCUAAAAGCCCACCAAGCGCGGCAUCCCACCAAUACCCCGCCAUUCUUCCUCGGUCUGAACGGCGUCCAGGGUGCCGGCAAAACAGUCCUGGUCUCCACCCUCCAAUCCACCCUUCGAUCCCCGCCCUACUCCCUCUCCGUGGUCACUCUGUCCCUCGACGACCUCUACCUCACCCACGAGGAACAGCGUAACCUAGCCAAGGCUCAUCCCUCGAAUCCUCUUCUCCAGCACCGCGGCCAACCUGGGACUCAUGAUCUAGCGCUAGCAGAAGAGGUGUUUGCUUCUCUGCGGGCGGGUCGUCGCACGGCGGUUCCGGCGUACGAUAAGUCCGCGUUUUCGGGACAGGGGAAUCGGGUUCCGGGGGAGCAGUGGGAGAUUGUGAAUCAGGAUGGGGAGGAGCAGGUGAAGGUUGUCAUCUUCGAGGGGUGGUGUGUUGGGUUCCGAGCGUGGGAUGAGGAGGUGUUGCGGGGGAAGUGGGAGGAGGCGGUUCGGCGGAGGGAGCAGGGUGGUGGUUCAUAUAAGGGGAGAUUGGGAUUCGUGGAGUUUGAGGAUGUCAAGACGGUCAACAAUGCGCUGAGGAGAUAUGAUUUGAUUACGGAUCAGUUGGAUGCUCUGAUUCAUAUAGAUGCGCAGGAUCUGCAUUUCGUCUAUGAUUGGCGACAGGAGCAGGAGAGGACACUUCGCGCUGCUAAGGGGACUGGGAUGACUGAGGAACAGGUUACUCAUUUUGUCAACGGCUGUGAGGGUCAUUUAUUGGAAGCUUGGGAUGAUAAGCUGAUUGAAGAUUUAGAUUAUCCGUCUUAUGAACUUUUCAGCGAAACCCUCCGGCAGGGCGCUUUCAAGCCUGUCCCCCAUGCUACUACCGCAUCAGCUCCAUCGACUGGGUGGGAAGGAAGGCAGCUUCGUUUGGUCGUGGAUAAGAACAGAAAAGUUCAAGAGGUCAUUCGAAUCUAA
Aspergillus sclerotioniger CBS 115572 is the source of this 1011-nucleotide messenger RNA. RefSeq names its product TDA10 family protein. The transcript has 4 exons. The record is from RefSeq and is a predicted model, not a curated record. Gene Ontology annotation, cellular component: cytoplasm. The coding region runs from base 1 to 1011 and encodes 336 amino acids. Gene Ontology annotation, molecular function: ATP binding; kinase activity. Lineage: Eukaryota; Fungi; Ascomycota; Eurotiomycetes; Eurotiales; Aspergillaceae.